Messenger RNA from Hypomesus transpacificus, 1582 nucleotides. RefSeq names its product zinc finger protein 271-like. The record is from RefSeq and is a predicted model, not a curated record. NCBI's taxonomy places the organism in Eukaryota, Metazoa, Chordata, Actinopteri, Osmeriformes, Osmeridae. The annotation marks the transcript as partial. The transcript has 2 exons.
UUUUUUGUAUCUACGCUUACGUGAGCUCUCUAAACCAAUGUAGUUUGUCAUACGUAAAGUGAAGCUUACCUACGUUUUAACAUUUUCAGACUUAAUGUAAAAGAUCAAAGCUAUGUUGGAGUUCUAACAACUAUGAAGGAUCUUUAAGGCUCCAGAGAGACUACAGAGACUCAACCAGAGAGACAACAGAGACUCAACCAGAGAGACUACAGAGAGAGACUCAAUCAGAAACAGCAGUAACUAGACAGAGGAUCAACCAGAGAGAGACUAGAUCCAGGAUCCAGAGAGAUCAGAACAACAAAGAGAGAGCUGAGUUAUGAAGACACAUCACUGUGAUACAUGUGGGAAGAGCCUUUCCUCAUCCAGUAAACUCAAGAUGCACAUGAGGAUCCAUACUGGAGAGAAGCCCUACAGCUGUGACCUCUGUGUUAAAACCUUUAGACAUGCUGGGGAUUUAACAUCUCACCGCAGAAUCCACACUGGAGAGACGCCCUACAGCUGUGACCUCUGUGGUCAAGCCUUUAGCAGUAAUAGAAGUUUCACAGCUCACCGCAGGAUCCACAGUGGAGAGAAGCCCUACAGCUGUGACAUCUGUGGUAAAACAUUUAGCCAGGCUGGCCAUUUCAGAGAUCAUAGCAGGAUCCACACUGGAGAGAAGCCCUACAGCUGUGACCUCUGUGAUAAAACCUUUAACCGGGCUAGCAGUUUCACAGAUCACCGCAGAAUCCACACUGGAGAGAGGCCCUACAGCUGUGACCAUUGUGGUAAAACCUUUAGCAGUAAUAAAAGUUUCACAGUUCACCGCAGAAUCCACACUGGGGAGAAGCCCUACAUUUGUGACCUCUGUGGUAAAACUUUUCGACAGGAUGUCCAUUUUAGACAUCACAGGAGAAUCCAUACUGGAGAGAAGCCCUACAGCUGUGACCUCUGUGGUAAAACCUUUAGCAGUGGUAGCAGUUUGACAAAUCACCGCAGAAUCCACACUGGAGAGAAGCCCUACAGCUGUGACCAUUGUGGUAAAACUUUUAGCAGUAAUAAAAGUUUCACAGUUCACCGCAGGAUCCACAAUGGAGAGAAGCCCUACAGCUGUGACCUCUGUGGUCAAACCUUUAGCAGUGGUAGCAGUUUGACAAUUCACCGCAGAAUCCACACUGGAGAGAAGCCCUACAGCUGUGACCUCUGUGAUAAAACCUUAAGCUGUGGUAGCAGUUUGACAAUUCACCGCAGAAUCCACACUGGAGAGAAGCCCUACAGCUGUGACCUCUGUGAUAAAACCUUUAGCAGAGCUAACCAUUUCACAGUUCACCGCAGAAUCCACACUGGAGUGAAGCCCCACAGCUGUGACCUCUGUGGUAAAACAUUUAGCUGUGAUAGCAGUUUGACAGUUCACAGCAGAAUCCAUACUGGAGAGAAGCCCUACAGCUGUGACCUCUGUGGUAAAACCUUUAGACAGACUGGGGAUUUGACAGUUCACCGCAGGAUCCACACUGGAGAGAAGCCCUACAGCUGUGACCUCUGUGGUAAAACCUUUAGCCACGCUGGCCAUUUCAGAUCUCAUAGCAGGAUCCACACUGGAGAGAAG